Molecule: messenger RNA, 2356 nt
Organism: Homarus americanus (American lobster)
Lineage: Eukaryota; Metazoa; Arthropoda; Malacostraca; Decapoda; Nephropidae
Product: serine/threonine-protein phosphatase 4 regulatory subunit 3-like
Exons: 7
Coding region: 214-1077 (287 amino acids)
Biological process (GO): protein dephosphorylation; DNA damage response
Cellular component (GO): protein phosphatase 4 complex; nucleoplasm
Molecular function (GO): protein phosphatase activator activity
Source: RefSeq, a predicted model, not a curated record
UACCCUAACCUAACACUAAUCUAACCUAACCAUUACCUCACAGCACCUCUACUAUCCAACACCGUGGGGGACGAGGUGGGACGUGAGGACUACCCGUCGGCUCAGCUCCUCGCCCUCAUCCUGGAACUACUGGCCUUCUGCGUCGAGCACCACACCUACCACAUCAAAAACUACAUAGUCCAGCGAGAUCUGCUCAAACGAAUUCUUGUCCUAAUGAAAACCAAACACACAUUCCUCGUACUUAGUGCUCUCCGGUUUAUGAGAAAGAUCAUCGGUCUCCGCGACGACUUCUACAACCGCCACAUCGUCAACUCCAACCUGUUCGCCCCGGUCGUUGACGCAUUUGUCCGCAACAACGGUCGUUACAACCUCCUGGACUCUGCCAUCAUUGAGAUGUUUGAAUACAUUAAAGUGGAGGACAUAAAGGCGUUGUGGGUGAGCGUGGUGGAAAAGUUCGGAGAGGUGCUCGCCCAGGUAGACUACGUACAAACCUUCCACGCUCUGCGCAUGCGUUACGAACAACACCAGGACCGGCUCAAAGACAGAGACAGGGCCGCGUCCCUUGAUGGGUGUGAAAACGGACCAGCUACACCUGAAACUAAAGAUGAAGAGAGUUUGGACAGCAAGCUGGGGAGUGUUGUGAGAGGCGCCCGGUACAGAAGAGACGUGAGAGAUCUGGACGAGGAGGAGGAAAUGUGGUUCAACAACGACGAGGAAGAGAUCGACGAGACAGAACCCUUACUGGCAUCCAGAGACACGACCUUGGCGCCCGUUGACAAAGUUGACAAGGAGAAUGGGAACGGGAAGAUGACGGCAGCGACUGGUAAACAAAGCCUCCUGCUGAACAACGGCAACAAAGAGAAUAACAACACCGCCAGCACAUUGUCUCCUGAGAGCAACAAAUCGCCCGUCCCUGCCCGCAAGAAGGUGAGUCUUGUGGCUUAUGACGAAAAUUCUGAUGAAGAAGAAGACGAAGAAGAGGAGGAGGAAGUUGGGGAGGAAGAUCAGGAGGAGGAGGAAGAGGAGGAGGAUGGUAAUAUUCCGUCUGCCAAGAGACCACGAUUAAGCAGCGAUUGAGGGCGUACGAGCGGCUGAAUCGGCAGUCUGUAAACUAUGGGUUUGGCCGUGGUGCAGUGGGCAGGGUCAUGGGCGACUAUCACCCACCCCAGGAGGCAGGCACCGCCGCCGGCCCAUCCAAGCUGCACCCACUGCCCACCCGCCCACCUCGUGUACAUAACCCGCACAAUGCCUCACAUCCACGUGUACAAAUCCUUCUGUAUAUGUGAGCCAGCAGCAGCUCUGGGCCCCACUGGACCCGUGCCACCGUGACCAAGAAAUAAUGGACAUUUUAAUGGAAUAUUUUUAUAUAGUGUAAAAUUGUUAUUGACAGUGUUAGUACUAGUGUGUGUGUGCUGAGGGCCUAGAGACGGUAGUGAGGCCAGACAUUAAAGGGAGCAAGAUUGCACGGACUCUACCCUCUCUCUCACUGCCCCGCGACGUCCCGUUGCCGCGAAGGCCCCCGCGUGGCGACCCCCUCCCCCGAGAGAGACCGGCGGGUGCAUCGCUCGGAGGCACGGCGGGGCUGCUCCUCCGUGACUCGCGCGAUCAGCAGCUAAGAUAAUCUCAGUAUUGUGUCUCGCAAGUUUUAGUACCUGUCGUCUUGCAAGAAAGAGUCCAAGAACGCGUACGGUAGUGGGCGAGGACGCACGCGGGGGGGCGAGCCGGGCGUGCGGACAAGAUGGCUGGCAACACCGGUAGAUGGCAACACAGAAAUGCAUUUACAAUCAUCACAGAAUGUUGUCAUCAACCAUCUCAUUCAUCAUUACACUUCAUGCUCUUUAUCAUCUCUACUCUACUGUCUUGAGAGAACAUUCACAUCUUAAAGACCAUCAUUAUGGCCCUUCAUGAGGACAUGUAGGGACCACUUAUCUCUCUCUCUCUCACACGUGCCACGACUUUACCUUCUUUAUCCAGGGUUCAGUUAACCACAACACCAGAUGUACAGUUUGUCUGAGCUGGUAGAGCGGUGCUGUACGUCCAUGACAGGUGCCGUCACCGUCAAAAGUCAAGCCAUAUUUAUACAUUUGUUGACCUACACCUUGAAAUACAGUACAGGUACAGAGAAACAGUACAGUGUUGUGACUUGUUACCUGGGCUACAGACAUAGUAGUGUGUUAAGAACUUGCUCUUGUAAAAGUUAGUGACCUGUAAUCAGAGGUAACUAUUAUCAGGCUAUAGCUCGUGUGAGAUCUUCCUGGAAAAUGAAAACACUCGGAGAGAUUUCUUCCAUUUCUCUUGACUCAGCUCGUUGACUGAUGAUCGCACACGUAGAGCUCGACGAUAGGUAGACCAUGCC